GGUGGUCCCGGGGAUCGAACCCACUACCCUGGCGUUACAAGCACCAUGCUCUACCAAUUGAGCUACAGAAGACCACACAUGCAUUAGUGUAGAAAUAAAAUGUGGUAAGCCUAUGUAAAUGACCUAAAUUAUUUUUGGUCAAUACCUAUCAUGGACUGUAUAAUGUAUAAUUUUUUUCUAUGUGAAAGAUGACAAAUAAAUGUACUUUGAUAUAAAAAAGAAUUUCUCCUCACAAUUGAUAUUGUCACCAGGAGGAAAAUAGUACUUUGCGUUUUCAAAAACAUUUGUAAAAAGACCACAAAUAUCUGUGGGAAAUAGCCGCGAGAGUGGUCGCGCGACAGACAGGAAUGCAGCCCCCCUCUCACACUUUUGCAGUUAUAAAUAACAUUGAUUAUCUGUGUGGUGGUGCUCUGGUUGGCCAACAUGUACAGUAGUCCCGGACCCUUUCGCCCCUCAAGAGACUGUGAUUGGUCAAGGGCUAUUUGAGAGAAAACGAGAUCAACAAGAACGACGGCAGCUGAUCUCAACGGAGCAAAAAGGCGUCCCAAAGAGAGCAUCGAAGUUCACUCAAUUCUUUGACGAGUGCCUCGGACGAAACUGUUAGUUUCCCGACAAUUUGCUCUUCACGCUCAGCGUUGAAGCGCUUACAGUCCCCACUAUAGAACAUAGUGAUUCCACCUCUCCCAUACUGUCUCAGUGGCUGGUAGGUAGGGAGGGAGUGAGUGAUGAGGAUUGGCUGGCCUCUCCUGGCUGCAGGGCUGUACUCAGUGCUGUCCCAGAUGGUUCUGGUCCGAGGCUGUCUAGACUCCUGUAAGGAAUGCUCAGGUCCUCAGAAUGACCUGUGUCUGGAGUGCAGAACAGGCUGGACCCUCCAUGUCAACACAUGUGUAGACAUAGACGAGUGUGGCACAGAGCUGGGUCAGUGUCCUCCCAACACCUACUGCUUCAACACAGAGGGCAACUAUCAGUGCAGAGGCUGUGAUGACGCCUGUGUGGGCUGUAUGGGCGCUGGGCCAGCUCGCUGCAGGAAGUGUGCUACUGGCUACAGACUAACUGGAGCCAAGUGUUUAGAUAUAGAUGAGUGCAGUGAGCGGGUUAUGGCAUGUCCAGGGCUGGAUGAGAUCUGUACCAAUGUGGACGGCUCUUUCCGCUGUGACUGUGCUGAAGGCUUCACACGCCAGGACAGCAUCUGUAUGCAAAAACAGCUACCCAGAGGUGUGGGUGAGAAGGGUCUGUUUGAGGACAUCCAGGAUGAAGAGGUGGAGGUUCUCCAGCAGAUGUUCUUUGGGGUGCUGCUCUGUGCUCUUGCCACCCUGGCUGCUAAAGGAGACAUGGUCUUCACCUCCAUCUUCAUGGGUGGAGUGGCGGCCAUGGCUGGAUAUUGGCUCUCAGACAGGAGAGACCGCGUACUGGACAGCUUCCUUAAGGGACGCUAGAGCUACAGUGGCUUGCGAAAGUAUUCACCCACCCCCCUUGGCAUUUUUCCUAUUUUGUUGCCUUACAACCUGGAA
Molecule: messenger RNA, 1511 nt
Organism: Coregonus clupeaformis (lake whitefish)
Lineage: Eukaryota; Metazoa; Chordata; Actinopteri; Salmoniformes; Salmonidae
Gene: creld1a
Product: protein disulfide isomerase Creld1
Exons: 6
Coding region: 726-1436 (236 amino acids)
Molecular function (GO): calcium ion binding
Source: RefSeq, a predicted model, not a curated record